AUGUAUUUGUCAAGAUUCUUAUCUAUCCAUGCCCUUUGGGUUACCGUGUCCUCAGUGAUGCAGCAUUACCCAUCAGUGUGGGGACAUUAUGAUGUGUGUAAGACUCAGAUUUACACGGAAGAAGGGAAAAUUUGGGAUUACAUGGCUUGCCAGCCAGAAGCUACUGACAUGACAAAAUAUCUGAAAGUGAAAUUGGAUCCCCCUGAUAUUACCUGUGGAGACCCUCCUGAGACGUUCUGUGCAAUGGGCAACCCCUACAUGUGCAAUAAUGAAUGUGAUGCAAGUACCCCUGAGCUGGCACAUCCCCCUGAACUGAUGUUUGAUUUUGAAGGAAGACAUCCCUCCACAUUUUGGCAGUCUGCUACUUGGAAGGAGUACCCCAAGCCUCUCCAGGUUAACAUUACUCUGUCUUGGAGCAAAACCAUUGAACUCACAGAUAACAUAGUUAUUACCUUUGAAUCUGGGUGUCCAGACCAAAUGAUCCUGGAGAAAUCGCUUGAUUAUGGACGGACAUGGCAGCCCUACCAGUAUUAUGCCACAGACUGCUUAGAUGCUUUCCACAUGGAUCCUAAAUCCGUGAAGGACUUAUCGCAGCACACAAUAUUAGAAAUCAUUUGCACAGAAGAGUACUCCAAGGGGUACAUGACAAAUAGCAAAAUAAUCCACUUUGAAAUCAAAGAUAGGUUUGCGUUUUUUGCCGGACCCCGGCUUCGCAACAUGGCUUCCCUGUACGGACAGCUGGACACCACCAAGAAACUCAAAGAUUUCUUUACCAUCACAGACCUGAGGAUAAGACUUCUGAGGCCAGCCAUUGGGGAAAUACUUGUAGAUGAGCAGCACCUGGCCCGCUACUUUUAUGCGAUCUCAGACAUAAAGGUCUAUGGAAGGUGCAAGUGUAACCUUCACGCCACAGUAUGUGUCUUUGACAACAAUAAAUUGUCUUGUGAGUGUGAGCACAACACUACAGGCCCCGACUGUGGGAAAUGCAAGAAGAAUUAUCAGGGCAGACCUUGGAGCCCCGGUUCGUACCUCCCCAUCCCCAAAGGCACGGCCAACACCUGUGAAGCUGCAGGAAAUGCUUACUUCAACUGUGAAUGCUUCGGCCACUCCAAACGGUGCAGUUAUAUCGAGCUGCUCAAUACAGUCAUUUGCGUGAGCUGUAAACACAACACUAGAGGGCAGCACUGUGAAUUAUGCAGGCUGGGCUACUUCAGAAAUGCUUCUGCACAGCUGGACGAUGAAAAUGUAUGCAUAGAAUGUUUUUGUAACCCUUUUGGCUCAAUCCAUGAUCGUUGUAAUGGCACAGGAUUUUGUGAGUGUAAGACGGGAACAACAGGGCGUAAAUGUGAUGAGUGUCUGCCAGGAAAUUUCUGGCACUUCGGCUGUCACCCAUCAAUUUGUUGCAAUCAGCUGCUAAUGAAAGAGAAGUCAAGGUGGCCAUAA
This is a messenger RNA of Gracilinanus agilis (Agile Gracile Mouse Opossum), 1443 nucleotides long. RefSeq names its product netrin G1 (gene NTNG1). The transcript has 8 exons. Gene Ontology annotation, molecular function: cell-cell adhesion mediator activity. The record is from RefSeq and is a predicted model, not a curated record. Bases 1 to 1443 code for a protein of 480 amino acids. NCBI's taxonomy places the organism in Eukaryota, Metazoa, Chordata, Mammalia, Didelphimorphia, Didelphidae.